Phytophthora infestans T30-4 is the source of this 1191-nucleotide messenger RNA. RefSeq lists its product as uncharacterized. NCBI's taxonomy places the organism in Eukaryota, Oomycota, Peronosporomycetes, Peronosporales, Peronosporaceae. The record is from RefSeq and is a predicted model, not a curated record. The transcript has 9 exons. The coding region runs from base 1 to 1191 and encodes 396 amino acids.
AUGGCGUUCCUUCAGAAGACGAAGACUUGCUCCCACAUCAGCCUCUCACUUGGAUCUGUGACGAUUAACAGAGCGGCCUACAAGACGCCAAAUUUGGCGCUCUUCCACUGUCACCGACUUGAAGAUGUCAGCCUUAACGGCUCGAACUUGGGUGACGAAGGGCUGGAGGCCAUAGCGAUAGCGCUGGGAAAGUGUCCCGAGCUGCACUUGGUUUCCCUGGCGGGUUGUGGCCUAACGGACAAGUCCAAAGACCCAAUCGCCAAAAUCAUCGCCCUGCAUGGAGUGAUAAAAGACGAAUCGACAUGGAGCUCUAGCUUGCGUGGUGAAGCUCCGCCGGUCGCAUCGUCACCCGAUCUGAUGAUCAACUUAUCGCGCAACAGCCUUGGUGAUGAGACUGCAGAAGCGAUCUGCGACGCACUUCACAACGACAAGUGGCUGCUCGGCCUGAACCUUGGGAGCAACCUCCUUUCACGCCUAGGAACGGAGUUGUUUCUCGAUACACUGACUAAGCGCAACCAGACCUUAGCUGUUCUUGCUCUUGCUAACAUGAAAACCCCAGGCUCAAUAUUGCACGACCGCAAUCGUUAUCUUCAGCAGGUGGCCACAGAAUCGCGCGAAAAACGAAUGGCACUCGGCGGUUUGCUCCUUGAGUGGGGCGUUGACAAAGACACAGUGGUCGAAGUCUGCUAUCUGGAGACACUUGGAAAAGUUGCGAAGGGAAAAGGCAACACGCCCGAAACGGUCUUAAAAAAGUCUACUUUGGCUUCUCCAAAAGCUCGAGCUGAUCGCGUUCAGCCCCAAUCGUCUGUUAGCAACGGCAGCCGUGCAUCUCUCAGCGCUAACAACAAUAGCAACGAUAGAUCGGCGGAAGACGAUGAAGGUGGCGACAGCAGCGAUGAAGUAGCUGCUUCGACAGCAGACAGUCACGUGAAAACGAUUGAGUAUCUCAUCGAGCAGCUGAGUUCUCUUGAGGCGGAGAAAAGAAAAAUGCAAGAAUAUGUGAAAAGGAUCGAGGCUGAAAACCGGCAGCUUCGAGCAGAACUUGAAGCUCAGCCACGAACAGGAGCAGAAUCGGGCAUCUCUCCUAUCGAAGCACAAAUUAUUGCGCAGCUAGAAACCUCGAUUAGUUCGCUUGCCGACCAAGUUGAAUUCAUGGAGCUCGAGAAGAACCACAAGUCGUCAGCUUCGUAA